AAAAGCAAAACCUCCCUCCCUGUAUAAAAACCUCAGCUUUGCCUCCUCUGUUUUUUCUUCUUCUUCAGGGCCGCACAACCCACCAACCCUCCCCCUUGGUCUUCUUCCUCGCUUCCCCCCUUGCCCUCCGGCGAUCCACAACCACCAAACAGAGCUCUACCUCUUUUCUUCUCGAUUCAGAAAUGGCGCUUUCCAACCUCUCUUCCAAGUCCCUCUACGCCUCUCCUCACCCGCUUUCUUCCAACAACCAGCUCCAAUCCCACCAACAACCCAAUUUGUCCGUCUGGAAGAGGAAUGCCGGCGGUUCCAGAUCCAAUCUCCCGUCCAUCUCCGCCGUUCACGCCGCCGAGCCUGCCAAAAACCCUGUCAAGGGCCCCCCUGUCCCGGCCGCCCCGGUUGCUGCGCCCGCCGUCGUCUCUCCUCCGGCUAAGUGGACCGUAGACAGCUGGAAGACCAAGACCGCGUUGCAGCUUCCUGAGUACCCGAAUGAGAGUGAUCUUCAGGAUGUUUUGAAGACCAUUGAGGAUUUCCCUCCCUUGGUCUUCGCCGGUGAAGCCAGGAGUUUGGAGGAGAAAUUGGGGGAUGCGGCCGUUGGCAAGGCUUUCUUGCUUCAGGGUGGAGAUUGUGCUGAGAGUUUCAAGGAGUUCAAUGCCAAUAACAUCAGGGAUACUUUCAGGAUCUUGCUUCAGAUGGGGGCUGUUCUCAUGUUUGGUGGUCAAAUGCCCGUUAUUAAGGUGGGGAGAAUGGCUGGUCAAUUUGCAAAGCCAAGGUCAGAUGCAUAUGAGGAAAUAGAUGGGAAGAGGCUGCCAAGCUACAAGGGGGACAAUAUCAACGGUGAUACUUUUGAUGAGAAGUCAAGGAUUCCGGAUCCACAGAGGAUGAUCAGAGCCUACUGCCAAUCUGCUGCAACACUCAACCUUCUUAGGGCAUUUGCCACUGGUGGGUAUGCUGCAAUGCAAAGGGUUACACAGUGGAAUCUCGAUUUCGCUGAGCGCAGUGAGCAGGGCGAUAGGUACCAAGAAUUGGCUAAUCGGGUGGACGAGGCAUUAGGAUUCAUGGCUGCUGCCGGACUGACAGUAGAACACCCCAUCAUGACAACUACUGAAUUCUGGACUUCCCAUGAGUGCUUGCUAUUGCCAUACGAGCAAUCUCUCACAAGGUUGGAUUCCACAUCUGGUCUCUACUAUGAUUGCUCAGCUCACAUGCUGUGGUGUGGAGAGAGAACUCGGCAACUCGAUGGUGCCCACGUAGAGUUCCUUAGAGGAAUCUCCAAUCCUCUUGGGAUCAAGGUGAGCCAGAAAAUGGACCCAGCUGAGUUGGUGAAACUGAUUGAGAUCUUGAACCCUGCCAAUAAGCCAGGGAGGAUAACAAUCAUUUGCAGAAUGGGUGCUGAGAACAUGAGAGUCAAGCUCCCCCACUUGAUCAGAGCCGUGCGGAGGUCUGGAAUAAUUGUGACAUGGGUCUGCGAUCCAAUGCAUGGAAACACCAUCAAGGCGCCAUGUGGGCUGAAAACCCGCCCUUUCGAUAACAUCUUGGCUGAAGUACGUGCAUUCUUUGACGUCCAUGAGCAAGAAGGAAGCCACCCUGGAGGAAUUCACCUCGAGAUGACUGGCCAAAAUGUGACUGAGUGCAUCGGAGGAUCUCGCACGGUCACUUUUGAUGACUUGAGCUCUCGAUACCACACCCAUUGCGACCCUAGGCUGAAUGCUUCUCAGUCUCUGGAGCUAGCUUUCAUUAUAGCAGAGCGGCUCAGAAAGAGGAGGAUGGGCAACCGUGGUUUUCUGGGAUUGUAGGCGACGCCCCAAAGUGAUCUGUGGUGGGGGGUCUCCAUAUACUAUGUGUCAUACACUGCAACAUACGAAGAGCAGUGAUGAACUUGGACUGGAACUCGGAGAAGCAAAGAGCUGCGUGCCCUUUUAACAACUCAAGCUUAGAUAAGUAUUGGUGGUCUUCUGAGUUCAUUACUCAUUGUUUGCUAUUAGGGAUACAUUAUCAUUUUUUUGCCUUUGUUGCCAUGUUUCAAUUCUAUUUACGCGGUGUCUGAAUGUCUGUAUGGUGUGUGUGCAAAGCUGAAAAGCCAGGCCAUUGUUACGAAUGAUGCAGCUGAAAGCCUUGUAAAAUUUCUUCAACUUUGUAGUUUCUUUUUGGAAAUUUCCAUGUAUUUGUGAAUGAACAAGUGCGAGACAAUCAUGCAAUAAGGAGUUGCUUUUAAAGCAAUCAGUUUACUCUUAUUUCUAC
Molecule: messenger RNA, 2238 nt
Organism: Linum tenue
Lineage: Eukaryota; Viridiplantae; Streptophyta; Magnoliopsida; Malpighiales; Linaceae
Source: the annotation of a GenBank genome assembly